CAUUCAUGUGUAAAACACACACACACACAACUUCCUCUAUUUAAGUCAUCAUACCAUAACAAUUAACAGCACAGGAAAAUAUCACAUAUGAUUAUAUUGUAAUUAUCUCAUUUUCUUUCAAAAGAAACACACACACACACUCACACACUUAAAGAAUAAUAAAAUGGCAUCAAUUGCAUCUUCUUUUCAGCCAUUUGAGUCUGAUAAAACAUUGGCAAAUUCUUCCGACGAUCUAAAAGCCGUCGUCCCUUCGAAAUUCAACUUCACAAACGAGCCCACAGCUCUAAGGUCCGAUUCAAUCCCCAUCGUCGAUUUCUCCGCCCUUACCUCUUCCGAUCCUGAUCAACGCUCCAAAUCCAUCCACUCUCUCUCCAAAGCAUGUCAAGAAUGGGGCUUCUUCAUUCUUGUGAAUCAUGGGAUACCUGAGGAGCUGAUGAGUGCAACAGUUACUACAGCCAGGGAAUUUUUCUCUCUGCCAGAUCAUGAAAAGAAGAAAUAUGAAGCAAAGAGUGCUUCAGAUCCAAUAAAGUGUGGAAAUUUCAAUGUGACAAAUAAUUCAAAUCAGAAUUUUACCUUAUGGAGGGAUUACCUUAACCUCUAUGUGCACCCUUAUUUUCACUGCCCCAACAAACCCCAACUCUUGAGAGAAGUUGUGCUGGAAUACACAGAAAGAACCAGAAAGCUGGCCAGAAAACUAGUGGAAUCCGUUUCGGAGAGCCUUGAUUUAGAACAACACUACGUGGAUCAAGUUCUGAAUCUCGAUUCCAGUUUUCAACUAUUCGCCGCCAAUUUGUAUCCGCCGUGCCCGCAGCCGGAUCAGGCCAUCGGAAUCCCGCCGCACACCGAUCCCGGCCUGUUCACCUUCCUCAUACACAACGGCGUCGCCGGCCUGCAAAUCGAACACGGUGGCCAGUGGUUCAACGCCGAUUCUCCGCCUGGUUCUAUUUUGGUCAACGCCGCUGAGCAGCUUCAGAUUUUCACCAACGGGAGGUGCAAGAGUGUGAGGCACAGGGCGGUUGUGAAUGACAAGAGAGAGAGGAUCUCGAUCGUCGUGGCCAAUGGUCCGGCGGGGGAUGCCGUCGUCGGACCUGCGGCGGCGCUUGUGCGGAAGGACGGCCGUGCAAUUUACCUUCCGAUGAAGUAUGAAGAGUACGUGGAGGCUAGGAUGCACGGACUCGUCAAAGAGGCGCAGCUCACGAAAUCACGUCUCCACGGCAAAUCUAUCUUGGAUGAACACGUGGACAAUUAAUAACUGGACCAUAUAUUUUAUUAUUAUAUUAUUAUAUUAUUAUAUUAUUAAGGUGGUAGUUUUUUUUAUUCCUAAUAGUAUAUAUUGUAUGUUAAUUUAAAUUAGUGAAUUCUUAUUUGAAGAUCCUGGUGAAUGUGUGGUAUAAUAAUAUUGAAAUAGUAAAAUUAUAAAAUGUGACAUAA
Molecule: messenger RNA, 1431 nt
Organism: Erythranthe guttata (spotted monkey flower)
Lineage: Eukaryota; Viridiplantae; Streptophyta; Magnoliopsida; Lamiales; Phrymaceae
Source: RefSeq, a predicted model, not a curated record